Messenger RNA from Menidia menidia (Atlantic silverside), 1245 nucleotides. Lineage: Eukaryota; Metazoa; Chordata; Actinopteri; Atheriniformes; Atherinopsidae. The record is from the annotation of a GenBank genome assembly.
AUGGAAGCCCUCAGUGUGGCUGAGAUGGGUGAGCUGGCAGAGAACCAAGACAGUGUCAACAAGAAGGAGAACAGAUGUUUGUUUGAGCUAUAUAUGCAGCCUUGCCUGGCUGAGCUGUUUGGGACCAGCCUCUUCGUAUUUGUUGGGUGCUCAUCUGUUGCUGGGAACUUGGAAAAAGAAACCGCUAUCCAACCCGCUGUGGCCCAUGGACUGGCCCUGGGAGUCUUGGUCACUGUAUUCGGACAAAUUAGUGGAGGCCACUUUAACCCUGCUGUGUCUCUGAGUAUUUACCUGUGUGGAGGGAUGAAGCUGCUCCUGCUGCUGCCUUAUGUUCUGGCACAGAUGGUUGGAGGCAUGAUCGGCGCUGGUUUGACCAAACUAAUCUACCACUCUAAUGAAUAUGCUGGUGCUCUUGGAGGAGCCUUUGGCACAAUCCCCGGUGACCUUGGUAAAACAACCUUAGCAGAAAUGAUGAUGACCUUUUUCCUCACUACUGUGGUGUGUCUGGGGGCUGUUAACAGCCGAACCCGAACGGCAUGGGCUCCUUUCUGCAUCGGCCUCACUGUUACGGCCAACAUUCUUGCUGGAGGGGCCAUUUCUGGAGCCUGUAUGAACCCUGCCAGAGCUUUUGGUCCAGCAGUGGCUGCCAACCAAUGGAAUCACCACUGGGUGUACUGGGUUGGACCCAUCUGUGGUGCGCUACUCACUGUCACCUUCAUUAGUGGCUCCCAUUUUAAUCCUCCAUUCACUAUUGCAAUCUACUUGUGUGGAGGCAUAGAGCUGAUGAUGGUAGGGCCAUACCUUGUCAGUCAGCUCAUUGGAGGAGUGCUUGGAGCUGGAAUGGCUAAGCUGAUCAGCCCUAUUGAACGCUACAACAAUGUCACAGGAGCAGCAUUUGAUAUCCUCAAGUCAGAGAGACAGCUGUCCAGGGCCAUAUUUGGGGAGGUGGCCAUGACCUGCCUGGUGACAAUGGUACUGCUGCUGGCUGCGGUCAAUGGCAAGACGAAAACCCCCAUGGCUCCGUUUUUGAUUGGAUGUACUGUCCUCAUCAACAUCUUGGCUGGAGCUGACAUCUCAGGGUCGUGUCUGAAUCCUGCUCGGGCUUUCGGGCCGGCUUUAAUGACUAACUACUGGGCCUACCACUGGGUGUACUGGGUCGGGCCCAUCGGAGGAGGAGUGCUGGCUGCUGUUUUGGUCAGGCUCACCCUUGGAGAUAAUAAGUUACGAGUAGUUAUGAAAUCAUAA